UAGUUUACUGAUAUUAUGUACAUACUGGGGGGCUACGCCCCCUGAGCCGCUUCGCGGCUCCAACCCCCGGUUCGCGCCCUCGCUUUGCUCGGGCUGCUCGCAUGACCUUCGCUUCGCUCGGUCUUUUCCCUAUCCUUUGGCUCAACAGCUCGCGCCCUCGCUUCGCUCGGGCCACUCGCCUGAUCUUCAGGUUGCUCAAGCCUCUUGCUCUUGUUUUCAUACAAUCAUUGUUAGAAGAAACUCAACAUGAAUGAAAGAACCCUCAAGAAGUAAGUUUUUUGGAUUUUUAACGCGGGCCCACGUCCAUCACUUCAAAAAAUUUGAAAAAAAAUCUACGCACUUUGAUUUAUGAGUAAUAAUUUUCCCAAAAAAUUUACAUAGCACUACUUUUAGGUUUAAAGUAAUAGCAGUUUGAAAUUAUUACCUUCUGAGCUUUUUGGCUAGCAUACAGUUCAUGAAAUUAAAAAAAAACCUAACAGAUUCACUUUCCGUACUUCUAUACACCACAUGAAGUUUAAAAAUUGUUUUGUAAGAAAAAUACGAUUUUCACUCCUAGGGGGCAUGGGCGGGGUCGAUGAUGGGCGAAAUUUGUUGAACUCUUAAUUUUUUUUUGGUCCUCCAAAGAUACCCUGCGAUUUAUUAAUUUGUUUCACAUACCUUUUCUUGAACUUAUGAAUAUUUUCAAAAUCUGGGCUUCACUUUUUCAAUUUUUUGGGUAAAAUUCCAAAAUUUCCUUUAUUUUUUCACAUUUUGAAAAUCUUUAAAUUUCAUAUGUUUUUUCCUAUUUCACAACUUCCCACGAUAUCCCAUCACAGAAUUAUUCACUUAUCACAACAGGGAUACCCUUUGAUGAUUUUUUUUUUGCGUGUUGACUGAAAAUCUAUUUCCACAUAAUUUAUCUCCAUCUAUCCUUCAUGUCUUUCCUAACUUACCCCCUCCCUCCCUCUUACCCUUCCAAAUGAUGUAUGUAGGCCCAUGUGAUCUGGUUUUUGUAGAAAUUCUGUAUAAUAAGGCUGUGUUUAUUCCCUUAUGUAUUCAUACUAUUGACGCAUGUGUCUGUUGUGGAGUGUUUUAAAAUGAAAUGUAGGGUGAAGAGGAAGAGGCGAGUUUCUUUAUUGUUGUAAGAUACCACUGUCAGGUAUAUCGCGAAAAACGCCACAAAAGAAUCGCCACCCAAACCUGUUUCAGUGCAUGAUGACGCGAUGACGUGUUAAACAUCCCUAAACGUUCCAUAACUUUGCUUCACUGGAUUCGGCUGCAUAAGUUCUCAACUUUCAACUCGCUCUAGAAGCUUUCCUAAUUAACUUUUUAAAGUUUUUAGAUUUUUCCUGAUAUCCUGUUAUCCACACCUUUCCACACCCCAAGUUUGAGCUUUCUAGCUAUCAUAGUUUCUGAAAUAAUUUCUAUCAGUAACAUUCGGCGAUAUAUUAUACUAGGGGGCUACGCCCCCUGGCCGCUUCGCGGCCCAACCCCCAUACUCGUUCCUCGGGCUUCGCCCUCGGAACUCGCUCUUGGGGGCUGCGCCCCCAAACCCCCCUUCGCUCACUCUCAGAAGAGGUUUGCUCCCAAGUUUAUGCUUCGAUUAAAACUUUGGUUAAAAUGAAAGAUGAUAGACGCGAAAGCAAAGCACCGAAGAUAGACGCAUGGGGGUUCAACUCAAUGGUAAAAAAAACGAGACCAAGUUUGGCAUAGACUUACUAUUUUAGAUCAGACAUGUAGUUUGUCAUUCUGUCGCUGAAUUUUCUGAGCGCUGCUUGCAAUAUUUUUAUUCAUUACAGUAAACACCUGUGGCCAUCAAAACAGGGUUCAAACAUGUAUUUCUAAAAUUUUCUAAUUUCUACAAUUUUCAACAGGAUGAUAACAAAUGUGGUUGUAAUAACACAAUGUCGAUUGAUCUUUUUCAAUUUAAAUUUUGGUGUGAUUUUAAAUUUAUUUAUUAAUUAAUGGUAGUGUACUGCUGUGAGUGCUGUGUACCGAACUGCCGAACCUGAAAUGACAAUGGACAAUCGGGAAUUCGGGAUCGGCAGAUUCGGAUGCACAUUACCUGUACACUGUUCUGUUAUGUAUAAAACAAAAACUUAACAUUGAUUUAAAUAAAUCACAUACUCAUUAUCGAAUCGAUGUUUUUUUUCAACUUGAGUAAUAAAAAUAAAAAUAAAAAUUUGAAUGAAAUCGAAAAAUAAAUAAAAAGUACACAUGAAUCAUACACUAGCGCUCGUCAUUGCUGCGACAGAAUGACAAACUAUGGGUCCGAUCCAUUCAGAUUUUGUUUAUGUUUGCGUAAAAAGUAGGUAAAAACUUGGUCCCUUCUCCAGAGUAUCUGAGUUGAUGAUCUAUUUCAUACAUGUAGAAUAGAAUUAUCUAUGGAUAGACGGAUUAACAUUAUAACAUUAUUUAGCAAUAAUAUGUAUCUGUUUCUGUUAGAGCCCUGCGCCGCCGCGCCGCGCCGCCGCCGCCACCAAUUUUUCACACAUUUUUUGAGCCGCCGCCGCCGCUUUAAAAAUUUUUGAAGCCGCCUUGCUCGGCUGAGCCGAUUUAAAUCAUUCAAACGGCAAAUUUCAGGGAAAUUUUCCUCAUAUUUUGGAUUUUUUCAAGUGGCUAAAUUUUUCAAUUUUGCCACGCACUACCUAGAAUGAUUUCUCUUCUCAGCUUGGAAAAGAAUGCUAAAUGCUUAUCUGAGAAGCUGAAUAAUUUUCGCAAAAAAUUUGUAUUUUGAGGUAAUUUUAUGAUUUACGGAAAAUUACCUCAAAAUUUCAAUCUUUGUAGCCGGCUGAGCCGCAGCCGAGUAAAAUUUUUGCCGCCGCCGGAAACGUCGGCUGGAAUCGGCUACGCCGCCAGCCACAACGCUGCGCUCACCAUAGCCGCCGCCGAUCAUUUCGUCGUCGGCGCAGGGCUCUAGUUUCUGUUGAGAAUUUCACGCUGCAUCGAUAUGCACAAAUCAUAAUCCUCGCAUUGGACUGAAGAAUUCCGUUGUUGGAGGAGGAGUGAGAGGUUUGUAUGCGCGCGCAUGUCGCGUGAUCCUGUCUGGAAUUACGUUGGUGGUUGUGCGUAUGCUUGUGUGGGUGUGAAUGUACACGCAUCGUCCUAACGGUUUUUUGUUAUAAAAUGCCAUAAAAAUCGAUCAAAAUCGCACGAUAUAAUAAACUUUUUGCUAAUCUGUCUUCGCCAUUAUAAUGAGCAUGAAUUUUCGGACAUUUCCCUCGUUGACAGUACCCAUCUAGCGUUUUUAGUUUUCGAGAUAAUUUAAUUCAAAAUUGUGUAACUGAAAUUCGAAAUUUGAAUUCAAAAUAGCUCAAAAACUAAAAACCCCAGAGGGGUAAUGUAAUCGAGGGAAAUGUUCAGGAUUUAAUGCUCUUUAAAAUGAGAUAUUAACCACCCUUCUAGCCUUUUUCGUUCUUGAUAUAUUUGAGAAUAAUCGAAAAAACGGCAAAAACAGCCCAUUUAAACUCAAAAUUUGGGCCCUUUAAUUUCAAAAUUUUUGCCCCCGCGUAUUUUUCCUAUAUUCUAGAGACGUUAAGCUGUCGAUUAAAAAAAAAAUCAGCUCUCUAGGUGCCAUAGAUCGGGCUGGGAAUUUUUUUCCGAUUUUUCGAGUAUUUUUCGGGUAUUUUUUGGGUAUUUAUUUUUCUUGCAGCUGUAUAGUAUAGAUAUAAUAUAUAUAGGUAUUAGUAUCCAGACUUGUCAACUAAUCAAUGGGUUAAUUUUACUAUACAAGUGGACUGACCAACUUCUCAACUAUAGUUGACAAGUCAUGGGUUAAUUUUACUAUACAAGUCAACUAUGAGUUUUUAGAAACUUCCACCAGAGUGCGCAUGGAUUAGAAAUCAAGGCGCGAGGACGAACGCAGGGUCUACAGUCGAUUUGUAGUGAGUAGAAUGUGAUGCGCUGGUGGAGAUGUAUAUAAAUACUUCGAACCUGAGUGUACACGACAACAAAUUUGACCUAAAAUUUUUCAGUAUUUUAUUGGCCCAUGGAAAAAUUAAAAACAUCAAAAUUUUUUAUGCUGUUCAAGCUUUCUUGUGGUGUCUUAACUUCCUUAAAAUUCAAAUUACUUCAACUCCAUUUUCAAACUUUUUCUUCAAAAUUUAGCCUAAAAAUCUGAUUACUUUAUCCAACCCAUAGAUUUUUCUAAUAUUAAAUUGAAUCUGCAAAUAAAAUUUUGAUAAGUGAUUUAGAACAGAAAUUAUGCCAAUUUUAAAAUUUUGUUCACUUUUCAGCAUAUAUGCCAAGCAUAGUUGACAUGUCUGGUCGCAAGCAAAUAUAUAUAUAUAAUAUAUAUAUUGAUUGAUAAGUAUUGAUAUUUUUAGUACUUAUCCAUACUUUUUGGUAUUGACGAUACUUACAAGGGAGGUGCCCCAGGUGACAUGCACCGAUUUUAAUGAUUCUUGCACCAUUGGAUAGAGGACAUCGAACAUAGCCUACCACCAAAUUUUCAGCUGCUGAAGUUGAUAUUUCGAUUUUUCAGAGCAAUUUUUCGAUUUUCACAUAGCAAUUGUGAAAAUAGAAAAAUCGCCCUGGAAGGGUCAAAUACCAAUUUCAGCAGCUGAAAAUUUCACCGUGGGCUGGUCUCAUCAUAUGUACUGAAAUACCCACAUAAUAUUGAAGGUUUAGGUAUGCGACCUCCGCCGACCAUUUUUGGUAAAUUUUUCAGAAUUGCCAUGUGAAAAUCAAAAAAUCGCACUGGAAGGCUCAAAUAUCAACUUCAGCAGCUGAAAAUUUCACCGUGGGCUAGUUUCAUCAUAUGUAUUGAAACGCCCAAAGAAUAUUGAAGGUUUCGGUAUGCGACCUGCGCCGACUAUAUCGCACCUCGGGAGUUAUAAGGUCACAUCUCAAAAAAGUGAAAUUUUACAGGAGAGUGAUUUUCUUUUUUUUUAAAACUUGAUUCAUUAUUUUUAUCAACUUAUAAUUAAUUGUGAGGAAUGAAUAGCACCUCAUUUUAAAGAUCUGGUAUCCUACCUUCAUUUAGCAUAAGAACACUUUGAAAAAUAAAAUCUUAAAGAGGAAAUAUUUCAAUGUUUGGAAAACAUUUUGAGUUAUAACCUUUCAUUAAAGUUGAUGUGGAGGCGAAAGGAAGCGUCCAAAAAAAAAUUCAUGAUAACAAAGUUGUAGAGAAUUAAAUUUCCAAUCGACAUAAUGUCGUUAGUUUUUUUCUAAAGUGCUUAGUUUUUGAGUUUUUCUCAAAAAACUAAAAUUUCAUGAUAUGUGCAAAUUCAUUUUUCUGAAAAGUGAUCAAUUUAAAAAAAUUUUUCCAUUUGGUACAAACCAAUAAAAAAUGCCCUCCUUGUGACUAUUUCUAACUGACAAACAUUCAACACAAUCAAAACUAUUUGUUAACACUUUGUAUGUACGAAAUUUGCUCAAAAAAGGUGGAGUUUUUUGAGAUGUGCCCUUAUAACUCCAAACAACUUGCAAUGUUGUUGAGAUUUUGAGUUAGGCUAUUUGCGUUUUUUACAAGAUCUAGAUGAUGUACCCAACUCAAAGUGUAAUUUUUGGUUGAGGGGAGUCAUACAAACCCCAAAAAUGCAAAAACAUCAAAAUCAAUUUUUUUUGAGAUGUGACCUUAUUACUCCCGAGGUGCGAUAUUUGGCCAAUUUUUCAAAAUUGCAAUGUGAAAAUCGAAAAAUUGCUCUGAAAAAUCGAAAUAUCAACUUCAGCAGCUGAAAAUUUUGUGGUAGACUAUGUUCGAUGUCCUCUAUCCAAUAGUGGAAGAAUCAUUCAAAUCGGUGCAUGUCACCUGGGGCACCUUCCUUGUUAGAUCAACACAUGACUGUCUUGUACUUAUUACAGAAAUUACCAAAUGUCAACAUCACAUAUGAAUCCUACUAUAUAUCAGAUGCCAAUCAAACAACACCAAAGAUUGAUUAUGAGAUACCACUAGAUGAAAAGUGGGAAGUUCCAAGAGGAAACGUUGUUCUUGGGAACUUUCUAGGAGAAGGGGAAUUCGGAAGAGUUGUCAAAGGAAAUGUUUCGGGCCUCUCACAACAACAUGAUGACACAACAGUAGCAGUAAAGAUGUUGAAAAGUAACUACAAAGACACAGAUUUGGUCAACUUGGUGAUGGAAAUGGAACUGAUGAAACUUAUUGGCAGACAUGACAAUGUACUUGGUUUACUCGGAUGUUGUACACUUGAUGGGCCAUUGUACAUUAUCACAGAAUACUCUCCACAUGGAAAUUUACUCGAUUUUCUUAGAAAUCACCACCUUCCUUCCAAACCGUCGGCAAUUGAUGACUUGUCUGAAAAAGUUCUAGUCACAUUUGCCCUACAAAUAGCAAGCGGCAUGGAGUAUUUGGCUUCUAUAAAAUGUAUCCACGGAGACCUAGCAGCUCGAAAUAUCUUGUUAUUUGAUGAUUAUAUCGUGAAAAUCGCCGAUUUUGGAUUAGCCAGAGAAACUGGACAUACUGACUACUACAAACAAAAAACAAAUGGAAGAUUCCCAGUUAAGUGGAUGGCACCAGAAGCUUUAACACACAGACGUUUCACAACUCAAUCUGAUACAUGGUCAUAUGGUGUGCUGUUGUGGGAAAUUAUGACUUUUGGCGCUGUUCCGUAUUCGUCAUACAAUGAUUUAGAAAAAUUACUGAAAGAUAUUGAAGCAGGCUAUCGUAUGAUGAAACCCAAAAACUGUUCGACAACAAUAUACUCCCUAAUGUUGAAAUGCUGGAAUUAUUUACCCGAAGAACGACCAGACGUCACAACAAUCAUUGAAGAAUUGAAUGUCAUUCUGGCAGAUUAUGACGCAAUUGUUGAACAUUCUGAUCCUCCCAGUCAGAUGGAAAAUGAAACUGAUAGUCUAUUGGAGAGCAUUACUUGAUGAUACAAUGAAGGACUGUUAUUUUAUGAUUUUAUCAUAGCUUUGUGUAUUACUCUGGGCGAUUAAAACCUAUACCUACUUGGUAUGCUUCCUUCAUUGAAUACCUAUAUUAUUCUAUUGCACAUUUACCUACCUAAGUAAUCGUUUAUUCAUUUUUAUUAUACUUAGUCAAUGUAGUCAAAUAUGAGUAUAGAUGUAAGUGGAUCUAUGGGUAUUCUUCAUUGGUACAUUAUGGAUAUAUAAUAAAAUAUUUUCUUUACA
Planococcus citri (citrus mealybug) is the source of this 7071-nucleotide messenger RNA. Its product is annotated as fibroblast growth factor receptor homolog 1-like. The record is from RefSeq and is a predicted model, not a curated record. Lineage: Eukaryota; Metazoa; Arthropoda; Insecta; Hemiptera; Pseudococcidae. Gene Ontology annotation, cellular component: plasma membrane; signaling receptor complex. Bases 5725 to 6810 code for a protein of 361 amino acids. Gene Ontology annotation, biological process: multicellular organism development; cell surface receptor protein tyrosine kinase signaling pathway; protein phosphorylation. Gene Ontology annotation, molecular function: ATP binding; protein binding; transmembrane receptor protein tyrosine kinase activity. The transcript has 6 exons.